Messenger RNA from Penicillium digitatum Pd1, 1572 nucleotides. RefSeq names its product glycerol kinase. The record is from RefSeq and is a predicted model, not a curated record. Gene Ontology annotation, molecular function: glycerol kinase activity. Gene Ontology annotation, biological process: triglyceride metabolic process; glycerol metabolic process; glycerol-3-phosphate biosynthetic process. Gene Ontology annotation, cellular component: mitochondrion. NCBI's taxonomy places the organism in Eukaryota, Fungi, Ascomycota, Eurotiomycetes, Eurotiales, Aspergillaceae.
AUGCAGCCACCAGAGACUUUUGUGGGAUCAAUUGAUCAAGGCACUACGAGCACCAGAUUUCUAAUCUUCAACCGCGCGGGUGAGCCAGUAGCAUCACAUCAAGUUGAAUUCAGCCAAAUAUACCCGAUCCCGGGCUGGCACGAACAUGACCCCCUCGAGAUUAUGAUCUCAGUAGAGACCUGUAUCGAAGAAGCCGUUCAGAAUUUCGAAGCGCAAGGUUACAAUCGAAGCAGCAUCCAAAGCAUCGGGAUAACCAACCAACGUGAAACGACCAUAGUCUGGGACCACAAGACCGGCGAGCCCCUGUACAAUGCUAUUGUAUGGACAGACACACGCUCCCAGUCGAUUGUCGUAGAACUGAAACAGAAACCAGGGGCAGCACAGAUCCAGACCCUCUGCGGUCUGCCGCUGUCAACUUACUCGUCGGCUACAAAAUUGCUCUGGAUGUUGGCGCAUGUCCCGAGAGUGAAGGAUGCAUUUAUCCGCGGCACACUGGCGUUUGGUACCGUCGAUUCUUGGCUGGUAUAUUGUUUGAACGGUGGCGUGGCUGCCAACGUGUUUGUCUCAGAUUCGACAAACGCGUCACGGACCAUGUUUAUGAACUUGGAGACGUUACGUUAUGAUGAGACGCUUCUGGAAUUUUUUGGGAUCAGAUGGAACGUUCAUUUACCUAGGAUUGUGCCUUCGUCUGAUCCGACGGCAUACGGGGUUGUUGCUUCUGGGGCUUUGGCGCAGGUUCCGAUUAUGGGAUGCCUGGGGGAUCAGUCUGCCGCAUUGGUUGGACAGAAAGGGUUCUCGCCUGGAAUGGCCAAGAACACUUAUGGCACUGGAUGUUUUCUUUUGUACAAUGUUGGUGACAAGCCAGUGUUUUCGACACAUGGAUUGCUGGCUACGGUAGCCUACCACUUUGGUGGAAAGCCCAUCUAUGCACUAGAGGGGAGCAUUGCUGUUGCUGGGUCUGGCAUCAAAUUCCUGCAGAAUAAUUUGAAUUUUUUCCAGGAAUCUAAGGAGGUCGAUGACCUUGCCUACUCGGUGGACGACAAUGGUGGAUGUGUGUUUGUCACUGCCUUCAGUGGACUUUUUGCACCUUAUUGGAUUGAUGAUGCGAAAGGGACAAUCUUUGGUAUCACCCAACACACCCAGAAGGGCCACAUCGCACGCGCUACCCUAGAGGCAACCUGCUUCCAGACUAAAGCAAUUCUAGACGCAAUGGAAAAAGACAGCGGCCAUACACUCUCCGAACUGGCUGUAGAUGGGGGUAUGAGUAACUCGGACUUGGCAAUGCAGACCCAAGCAGAUCUGAUAUCCAUCCCUGUCUACCGUCCUGAGAUGCGUGAGACUACAGCUCUCGGUGCAGCAAUCGCAGCUGGCCUUGCCAUUGGACUUUGGCACAACUUUGCCGAGCUGCGAGAUCUCAAUCGUUCUGGUGGUGUGGUCUUCGAUCCCCAGGUCCCGCUACAAGAGAGCGCUGCCAAAUUCGGACAGUGGGAAAAGGCCGUAGAAAUGAGCAGAGGCUGGAUGCUCAAGGUGACAGAAAGCAGGAAUUUCAUCGUUUCUGGAUCAAAUAAUUGA